This is a messenger RNA of Acipenser ruthenus (sterlet), 3887 nucleotides long. Its product is annotated as transcriptional enhancer factor TEF-5. The record is from RefSeq and is a predicted model, not a curated record. Gene Ontology annotation, cellular component: transcription regulator complex. The coding region runs from base 903 to 2195 and encodes 430 amino acids. The transcript has 14 exons. Gene Ontology annotation, biological process: hippo signaling; embryonic organ development; positive regulation of transcription by RNA polymerase II. NCBI's taxonomy places the organism in Eukaryota, Metazoa, Chordata, Actinopteri, Acipenseriformes, Acipenseridae. Gene Ontology annotation, molecular function: RNA polymerase II cis-regulatory region sequence-specific DNA binding; DNA-binding transcription factor activity, RNA polymerase II-specific.
GGAAGCAGCUGGUUGGUUCCUGACAGGAAAGAAGUAAGUGGAGAGUGGUGAGGAGAACUCCACUCUGAAGGUGAAUGACUGGAGAGAGUGCAAGAGGAUACAGCAAGAAGAACAUACAUCUGCUUUGUUUGUAAAAAAGUUUAAUAGUUUUCAUGGUCGUACACUGCAGUUAUACCUCCUAUCAAACCUAUAUAGCGAUACUGUGUGUGCUUUUACUCAUGCGAGGGUUAAUUCAUAGGCUUUCACGAUGCAUUUGAAGAACAUGACCUACAGUAAAUAUCGCGAGCGUCUGUUACAAGUCGAGGGAAUUCUACACACGGGAGCCUGGAUAAAUACACACGUCUUCUUUAGUUUGGGUUCAUAUAUCCAUUGCAUUCCGCCCGAAAUGUAGUUGUGUAUCUCCGGGUUCUGCUGAAAUAAAGACGGGCUAGUUCUGGGGGAUUUUCAGCGUGGUAUGAUACUGCGUGCGUUUGCACCCUGGGGAGAGCCGUGAUUCACCGGAGUAAUGUGUAACUUGAGGGGGGCGGGGUUUCUAAACUCGAAUCUGCCCCCUAACUUUGUGAUUGACACCCGUAGAUUGCUCCUCCCAAAACUUUUUUCCCUUCGUUUUUCACAGUGCCUUGCGUUGAUUCCAUACUUUACAUUCCAGCUUUACUGUCAAACCAGGAGACGUAUUUAUUGAAAAUAAAAACACAAGGCAAAAUAAAUAAAGAAAUAAACGAUUGCGACUCGUAAGCGCCCAUCUGUCGCUGGAUUUAGACAGACACGGUGUUCUAAAGGCCUCCAGCCCGUGCUCUCCGUCUGGCCCAGGAGGAGCCGCCACCAUUGCGUCGAACGAGUGGAGCGCGAACGGCAGCCCAGAGGAGGGGCGGGACGAUGGGGCCGAGGGGUUGGACAAGUCCAUGGAGGGGGAUGCCGAGGGGGUCUGGAGCCCCGACAUUGAGCAGAGCUUCCAGGAGGCACUGGCCAUCUACCCGCCCUGCGGCCGACGCAAGAUCAUCCUGUCCGACGAGGGCAAGAUGUACGGUCGCAAUGAGUUGAUAGCGAGAUAUAUCAAGUUACGGACAGGAAAAACCCGCACAAGAAAACAGGUAUCUAGUCACAUACAGGUGCUAGCGCGGAAGAAAGUCCGGGAGUACCAGGCUGGAAUUAAGGUUUCUAGCCAUUUGCAGGUUCUUGCCAGGAGAAAAUCUCGCGAGAUUCAGUCAAAGCUGAAGGCAAUGAACCUGGAUCAGGCUUCGAAAGACAAGGCCCUCCAGAACAUGGCUGCUAUGUCGUCGGCACAGAUCGUGUCUGCUAGCGUGAUGCAGAACAAACUGGGGCUCCCCCCUCUACCCCAGCCCUCCUACCCUCCGCCGGCCAGGCAGUUUUGGACCGGACCCAUCCCAGGCCAGCCCGGACCUUCUCAGGACAUCAAACCGUUUGCACAGCCAGGGUACUCCCUUCAGGGCCCAGUCCCGCCUCCGAUAUCCGUAGGUUACGAGCCCAUGGCUACACCCCUGCCCCCUGCAGCCACAGCAGUCCCUGUGUGGCAGGACCGUACCAUCGCCUCCACGAAACUACGCAUGCUGGAGUACUCGGCCUUCAUGGAGGUGCAGCGAGACCCCGACACGUACAGUAAGCACCUGUUUGUGCACAUCGGCCAGACGAACACGUCCUACAGUGACCCGCUGCUGGAGGCCGUGGAUAUCCGGCAGAUCUACGACAAGUUCCCCGAGAAGAAGGGGGGCCUCAAGGAGCUUUACGAGAAGGGCCCGCAGAACGCUUUCUUCCUUGUCAAGUUCUGGGCGGAUUUGAACAGCACCAUGCAGGACGGGCCCGGAUCCUUCUACGGGGUCAGCAGCCAGUACAGCAGCGCCGACAACAUGACCAUCACCGUCUCCACCAAAGUGUGCUCCUUCGGCAAGCAGGUCGUGGAGAAGGUGGAGACAGAGUAUGCUCGAAUGGAAGGAGGGCGCUUUGUGUACAGAAUCCACCGCUCUCCCAUGUGUGAAUACAUGAUCAACUUCAUCCACAAGCUGAAGCACCUCCCCGAGAAGUACAUGAUGAACAGCGUGCUGGAGAACUUCACCAUUUUACAGGUCGUUACAAACAGGGACAGUCAGGAGACCCUGCUGUGUAUAGCCUUCGUGUUCGAAGUGUCCACGAGUGAACACGGGGCGCAGUACCACGUCUACAGGCUCGUCAAGGACUAGGGGUCCUGCGGGGGAGCUGGCCACCACGCUGCCUGAAAAAAAAAAAAGAUUUGUAAAACCAAAACAAAAAACUAUUUUAUAGCACAGUGGGUAUUUUGUACUUCAGUAUCAAUUUUGUAAAAUAGGAAAUGUAUGAAGUUUUUUAAAAAAACAAAAAGAACUAUGCACUAUUUUGUGUAAGGGCAAAUCUUUUUUUUUUGUUUUGUUUUUUUGUUUUGUAUUUAAACAGGUUGCAUCAGUAAUGUUCCUUUUAAAAAUAUAUCUUUUUUUCAGGGAUGAUGUUAAUAUUAGCUUCUGCGUUGAGGGAAAAUAAGAAGGUACGGAGAAAAAAUAAUGUGUGAGAAAAGACGAGGAGAAAAGUGACACAAAGGUCUGGUUUAUCUGCAGCAUCCAUACCUCUCCAAUCAGGCAAAAUGAGAAGACAGCUUGCUUUUAAACAGCACAUGAAACAGUCAGGGGAAGGACCACCAACGUGCAGCAUUACAAAUCUGACAUCCUUUUCCCUUCAAUUUUGAAAUGGACACUUCAGCUAAUGCGCAUCGCUCUAAAAGAGGCUGACUUCUAGACCAUGUGAGGUUCUUUUUUUUUUUUCCCAGAUCCACAAUAUAUACACAAAACCAUAAUAUUAGACAUGGGUGAUGUCACAUUCGGGUGCCUCCUUUGCAUUAGCUUUUAUGUUGAAGAAAGCUGGCAGCCUUAAUUAGGCUUCUCAGCCCCUGUGUGCCCCAGCUCUCUCUUCACCAGGAGGGUCCAUAUAUUUUGGCUACGGAGAUCUUUUCAUUUCAUACACAUACAGACAGGAUAACACACUCCUCCUGAAGACGUUUCAGUACAAAUAAACCCUGUUGUGUUGCCAGUAUUGGGACGAUGUGGCAGGUGGGUCUGUUUUAAUUGCAUGAGAAACUCUUGAGCACAGGCGUACAAAGCCUGCUUGAAUUGUUCUGUACCAAGCGGAAGAGACAUUUGUGAUGCAAACGAACGGUACUGCACAGCGACGGUCCUCUUAACGGCUUGAUUAAUAAUAAGUUGCACUCCGGGACUCUGUUAAUAUCGGUGAUUAAACGGGGCUCUAGCGGGUCAGCCCAUGUCUUGCGCCCAGUUUUCAUUUCCCUAGGCUGUGCUGACCUCUAGCGGAAUGCCCUUGGCACUGAAAAAAAGACACAGCACACUGGUCUUGACUAAUGUAUUUUGCUUUUUUUUUCAAAUAUCUAAUGUGAACUGUCAGUGUAUGUUUGUGCCACGCUUUUGACACAGUGACUGUCCGGCGCCCAGGUCAGUUUGUCCUGCACCCGGACGGUCAGUGUAUUAUGAAAACCUCUUUCUUCCACCUGCUCGCUUCUCUGUACAGUAUUUCAGAACACACGUGUAAUGCCCACAAAGAACACUGAAGUAGCUAAAUCCCAGGAAGCGGGAUAUCAGAUCUAGAACUGUGACCUUUUAAUCUCUAAACUCAGCUUUGAGGUUUUGGAUUUUAUGUUGUAUGCUUUUAUCUAAAACGUUUAACUACAGGAGUUGUCUUUUUAAAAAUGGCAUCAUCUUCUGGUUGCUUUUUGAACAUUUUGUGACACUAAAAAAAAAAAAAAAAACUACUACCACAUCUUGAAAGAGGGUAAUGUGCCUUUUCUAUGCAGUGUAGAUGAAAUGUAUUAAACAAACUGUCUUUACACAAAGUGAAUGGUUGCUUUAGGUGAG